CACAGUCUUUCUCCAAGACAUGCAACACCAAUAUGUCGAGGACAACAUUCUCCUCUGUGGAUCAGCAGGAACAGGUAGGACUAGUAGGGUCUCAGCUUUAGCGUUCAGUGUUUCUGUCGGGAUGGCUUGGCCUGAAGGAAAGGAAGGGCUGCUAUCUCAAUCACAUCCAGGGCAAAAGAGCUGAGGAGAAUAGGAGUUUAGCAGGUUACUCAGUGAGCUGAAGGUCUUAAUUUGGACUUGAGGGUCCUCCUUCUCCUCCAUUUACUUCAACACCCCUAAAUGCAGGCCUUUAGGACCUUCAAGGCUGAUAAAUUGCUUUAUACAGAGAGCCAUAUGGAGACCCAGAAACUAAACACCUGAGAACAGCAGGGUUUUUCUUCAGUGGGAACUUGCCAGAACUCAGUUCUGGCACCUCUCAGGUAAGUUCCAGAACUUCUCAGGUGGGUGCCAUUGCCAUUCUAAGAGAAAGAGGGAUAUGUUCAUGGCGAGUUCUAGCACCUCUUUCUCUAGAAAAAUAGCAGUGGAGAACAGGACCUAGAUGUUCUUACCCCACAGAGUCCCCACUCCUUGUUUACUUAUUGGAGAAGUUCGUUUAUUUGUUUGUUCAUUGCAUUUUAUCCUCCCUCCAAAGAAACUUAGACAGUGUGCACAAUUUCUGCUCCUAAAUUCCCUGCUUCCAACCACUGAAGAAUUUGGAAUUCCAGAUUGUUAUUUUCAUUGCCUCAUUCUUUCUCUGCAAUGGAACGUUGGGUUUCGAGUUCUCUCUGCGCUUAAGUGGCUGGGUACACUUCUGGCUUUUUAAAGAUGUCAGGCAAUAAUCGGCAACGUUGCAUACAUGAGUGAAUUAAUAAUGAUGCAUAUUAUGUAUUUCUGAUGUUUUUAAUCUGCCCAGGACUGUUAGGUAAAGGAUUAUGGAGAAAUCUCAAAAUAAAUUAAUGUAGCAAGAGACCUAGGGUCCUGGAGGGUAGUGUUGGCAGAGCCAGCCAAAGAUUUCCCUGUGGCAAAAGUUGCUGGUGCUCCCCAUUCCCCGUACAGAAGCCAAUUGGACUGGUAACUGAAUGUUAUAUCAACAGACAGUGAUGGGACAGCAUCCUCCAAAACACCUGAGAGGGGAGAGGAGGAGAACACACAAACACAGAGAGCUCUAUCCUCCAGCACCUUGCUGCUGUUCCCUGCCAAAUGGUAGGGCCAAGCCCAAGCGAUCGGGUUUGUUGCUUGGUGGCGGCGAUGGCGGCUUGCUUUAUUAUUUGAUUUAGGAAAGGAAGGCAAAAAUAAAAAUUCUACCCCGAUCUGGAAAGGUUUUGCCCCCUAUCAGGCACUUCAAAUUAUCCGAAACCUUUUUUGCCCAGUAUUACGGUUUCUCCCCAACCACCUAAAAAACUCUGUGCCUAAAAGGGAAAUGGCUAUUGACAUGAUUGUUCAUCUAACUGUACUUCCCUUGUUUGGGCAGCCCGUCAGCUUCUUGAACUGCACUAGCUGGAAUAUGGCCCUGUGCUACUUACUUUCAGAUAGGAAGCCAAAUCUAAUUGGUUGCAGUGAGGAAGAGGAGAAGCUUCUAGUUUGAUGGUUAGGAUAAUGUUCUCAUCCCUGCCUACCUUACUGGAAUUUUAUUGCCAUGUUUAAUCACUGUUGCCUCUAGGUAAAUGGGUUGGUUGUGUUAACAGUCCAUUGUGGCCCAUAAGAGGACUGUAUCAUUGUUGUGGUUAUUUAGUUAGCACUAGAUAUGUGCUAGACACUUGGAAGGACACAGAACAGACAGGGGAGGUGCACAUGGGAAUAAUUCCAGCUCUAGAUGUAAGUUGGAGUAAAGCCAUCAGGCUUUACUCCAGAAUUCAGCUGACAUCCACACUGUAAAUGUUAAAUAAAUGUGUAGGUUAGAUAACAAUUUAUUAAGUUAGAUAACAAUUUAUUAAGGUGCCUGUGUGUGUGUGUGUGUGUGUGUGUGUGUGUGUGUUCAUUCACCCACUUCUUCAAGUGUGGAAAAGUUCCAAUGGCAAUACUUCUGGGUUUAGUUUCCUUUGGAUAAGGCAGCUCAGGAUAUUUGGGAUGCAUUUAUAAUGUUUGUUGACAAAUGUGCAAGCAGAGCAUAAGUGGAGGCAAAGCAUGCAUUUCAAACAUAUACCCUGUAUAUGGGUAGCAGCUUGGUCAAUCCUGCAGUUUCAGUUCACUCCAACCAGAGCACACACAUGCUUUGAGAAAAUGUCAACUGUUGUUUUUCUGCCUUCUGGCCAUCAGAUGGAGGAGUGUCACCUUCUCCAGACUCAAGGUGGUGUCUCAUUCAAACACGUGCAGAGAUUCCUAGCCUACUAGGAAAAGAUCUCCUAACCAUUAGUUCCUUUUCAUGAAAUAGCAAGCUUCUAUUCUGAAUUAUUAACCAGCAAUCCUUUGUGAGCAGGCUGGGAAGAAGAGAAAAGUCUGGCAGAAGGUUUUACACCAUAAAUAGAUUUUCCUUCUGGAAUCAAUGAACCAAUGUGGCUGAUUUUAAUAAACUAUUACAGUAGUACCUUAGGUUAAGUACUUAAUUCGUUCCCGAGGUCUGUACUUAACCUGAAACUGUUCUUAACCUGAAGCACCACUUUAGCUAAUGGGGCCUCCCACUGCUGCCGUGCCGCCGGAGCACGAUUUCUGUUCUCAUCUUGAAGCAAAGUUCUUAACCUGAAGCACUAUUUCUGGGUUAGUGGAGUCUGUAACCUGAAGCGUAUGUAACCUGAGGUACCACUGUAUUUGAACCUCAUAUGCAUCUUUGGCAUGCAGGUUCAUGCUUUGCUUGUGACACACUGUAAUCAGGACUCUCUGUGCUGCACACACAAAAGAGCUCAAAUUUUGUGCCCUGUGUAAAUGAUGCAAAAUACAAAUAAUAAUAAUAAUAAUAAUAAUAAUGCACAUAUAAUGUUUGCAAAGUACAUUGUGUUUGCCAUGGGGAGGAGCAAGCCAGUACGUGACACUGAAGAACUUUCCUCUCCUUUACCAUUGCAUGCAGUGGUACCUCAGGUUACAUACGCUUCAGGUUACAUAUGCUUCACGUUACAGACUCCACUAACCCAGAAAUAUUACCUCGGGUUAAGAACUUUACCUCAGGAUAAGAACAGAAACCGUGCAGCAGCGGCGUGGCGGCAGCAGGAGGCCCCAUUAGCUAAAGUGGUGCUUCAGGUUAAGAACAGUUUCAGGUUAAGAACAGACCUCCAGAACGAAUUAAGAUCUUAACCCGAGGUACCACUGUAUUUUAAUCCAGCUGCUCUUCCGGCACCUGAGAUUUCAGUAGGCAUUGCUCACACUAUUUCAAGCCUGUGGUUUUUUUGCUUCCAUAAGGUCUAGAAGCAUUUUAAGAAAAAGGGAGAAAGAGAGGGCAUGGGGAGGGAGAAAUUACGCACCCAGGACUAAAUUGUUGCUACAUUUAGGUAAGAGAGUAUAAUAGACACAUUUCAGGCAACAGUAUGGAUAAUUUACUGUAAUCUGUAGCAUCUGUAGUAUGUAUGUAUGUAUGUAUGACUUGAAUUUAUAUACUGCCCUAUAGCCAGAGGUCUCAGGGUGGUUCAUAGAACAAAAUCAGAAUAUAAAACCACAAAAUAUAUAAUCAAAAUAAAAACAGCAACCCAAGAACACCUCCCUCCAAAAAAAUAAAAAUAAAACACCACACAUUUUAAAAGGCCAUAGGAUGUCAAUCAAAUCAACCAAAGGCCUGGUUAAAAAGGAACGUUUUUGCCUGGUGCCUAAAGGUGUAUAAUGAAGACAGGUGUAUAAUGCGUGUAGUAUUAGUUUGGAUAAAAGCAGAGAGGAUUAUGGACUCGAUCUCCAAGAAUCCUUUUGGUCCUGCAGUAUUGUGCAAUGCUGUUUUCUAGGCUGGGAUUCGGCCUCUGCUGUGCCACACACCCAGUUUGGAACAAGAGCUGUGUACCUUAUGGAGCGCUUACCUACUGUGUAUUUAGAGCUUUGAGAAACAAGUUUUUCAUUUGUGUCCUUCGAAAAACUACUAGCCCCUCUCGUCCUUCCAGGUUCCUAUUAUGGCGGAGGCAGGAGCAGAUGACCCCAUCCUGGUUGAUCAACAGCUCCGUGACAUGGACGAGGACCUUUUGUGGGAGAUGGUAGAGGGUCAUCGCUACAGGAUUGUUCGUGGUGUCACCCCGAGCCGGCUUACACCCUACCUGCGCCAGGCCAAGGUGCUUGGUCAACUUGAUGAGGAAGAGGUGCUGCACAGCCCGCAGUUCACAAACAGCGCCAUGAGAGUGGGUGAGCAGCCUUAGUGUGGCAAUGUUGAUGGGACGCCAUAAGGCACAUCUACCUAUAACGGGGAAAGGGGAUAUGUUUCUGUCUUGCUCCUCUCCCUCUAGAAGAAAUGCAGAAGGGGAGGCGGGACAGCCCUGUUGAACUUUGUCUACACCAAGUUUAUCAUUAAUCAUGCUCACCAUAAGCGGAUGAGGAAGGCUAUCAACUUUAGGAGCAGACAUAGCCUGUGUCCAAAGAAUCUCAACAUGGCAGUGUUACCACUGGAGGGAAGGCUAGCUGUUGAUGCAAAUAUUUGGACUACUAGGACAUCAUUUUUGGCUGGGGGAAUAAAUGUGAUACUACAGUGGUACCUCGGGUUACAUACGCUUCAGGUUACAGACUCCGCUAACCCAGAAAUAGUACCUCGGGUUAAGAACUUUGCUUCAAGAUGAGAACAGAAAUCGUGCUCCAGUGGUGCGGUGGCAGCAGGAGGCCCCAUUAGCUAAAGUGGAGCUUCAGGUUAAGAACAGUUUCAGGUUAAGAAUGGACCUCUGGAAUGAAUUAAGUACUUAACCCGAGGUACCACUGUAAAUGGGAAGGAGUUCCUCUGUGUCAGUCAAAGGAGGAUGGGUGUUUCACAAAGGGGCAACCUGGUGCCCUCAAUAUGUUUUGGACAACAAUGCUUAUCAACCCCAGUCAGCACGAGGGCACCAGACUGGAGAAGGCUGCCAAAGACAGAUAGGCAAAUUGUCCCAUGAAGACCAUAAAAGGUAAAGGUACCCCUGCCCAUACGGGCCAGUCGUGACCGACUCUAGGGUUGUGCGCUCAUCUCACUCAAGAGGCCGGGAGCCGGCGCCAUCCGAAGACACUUCCGGGUCACGUGGCCAGCGUGAUGAAGCUGCACUGAUGAGCCAGCGCAGCACACGGAAACGCCGUUUACCUUCCCGCUAGUAAGCGGUCCCUAUUUAUCUACUUGCACUUAGGGGUGCUUUCGAACUGCUAGGUGGGCAGGAGCUGGGACCGAAUGACGGGAGCUCACCCCGCCGUGGGGAUUCGAACCGCUGACCUUAUGAUCAGCAAGUCCUAGGCACUGAGGUUUUACCCACAGCGCCACCCGCGUCCCUUUACAAAGACCAUAGGUAGGGUAAAAUAAUUCCUGCACAGACCAAGGCUGAAGGAAGGAAGCCAAAGCUGGGCCCGUCAAGACAACUGAUUGCAGCCUAUAUUGCAAGACUUAAAGACUGCUCUGUUGGCUUCUCUGUACCGCAAGUGCUAUAGAAGGCCAUUUAGCUGGCUAACAAAAUUACUUGCAGAGAUAUGGCACAUCACAUCACCUGCCAUGUUCCACUGACCCAGCAGGCAGGUUGGGUCUUAGGGAGCCCCAUGGGAGAGGAACUCAAUCGCUUUAUUCUGUUGCUCUUUCUUAUUCCCUUGCAGGUCACAUGCUGGAUCUCUUGAAAUUCCGUGGGAAAAAUGGAGCCCUUGCCUUUCUGGAAAGCCUGAAACUCCACAACCCAGAUAUUUAUGUGCUCAUCACUGGCUUGGAACCUUCCAUAGACCACAAUCAUUUCAGUGGUGAGUUUUCUCAAACCCUGUACCCCACCUAUUCAUGGUUCACUUUCUUGAGAGGAGACAGUUGUGUUGAAAACAAUCUUCAGCCCCUGAAGUGAGGCUGACCCAAGAUGUUUUGGCACCUAAGGCAGAUAAUCAAAAUGGUGUCUCUUACACACACACACACACACACACACACACACACCUUUUCCCCUUGCCAACUUCCUCACAGGUAGCAGAAAUACAAUAAACACCAGACUGCUGCCAAAAUCUGUCUGCCUGAGGUGGAUGCCUUGCUCUGUCUGCUUCAUGGUAGGCCUGGACCAGUCAAAGGCCUAACUGUUAUUUCCCUUACCCUAGACUUGAUUGAGAGUUCCCAACUGACAGAAUGCUUGGCCAAGGCAGUGAGCAGCCUGCAGGAAGAACUGAGCCAGGAGAAGCGGCAGAAGGUGUCUUUGCUCCAUCACUGCCGCAAGCUGAAGGAGAAGACCGCCCGACUGGAAGCACAAGCUGAAAGCCUGAGCGGCAUUGAGGCCGAAUGUAACCGCAUGAAGAGGGAGCUCAGUGCCCACUUCCAUGAAGCCCUCAAGCUUAAAGAUGAACUUUAUGGCCUGUCUUUACGUUACAGCAGUGCCCUGCAGGAGAAGGACCUGGCCAUCACCCGCUGUCAGAGCCUGCAGGAAGAGGUGUGGUAGGGUGUUGUGCUCAGCUGAUGUUGUCACAUCAUUUUAGGAGUGAAAGGCUGCUAUCAGGAAUAAUGGAUGUGCAUUAUGUGUUUCGAAGAAAUUCCCAGAGUCUUUCGCUAGUCCUCUAAAUGAAGUUUCAAUGAAUGCUUGGCCACAGCUCCAAAGUGCUUCCUGUCAGUAAUCUGUAGCUAUUUUUGUACAUGCCCACUUUUACUGCUAGGUGUUUCGGAAUGCAGGAAUUGUUAGCUUGCCUGGAGGAAUGCCUAGCUUGGCACCUUGCCUCCACUGGAGGCAACGAUUUAUGCUGCAGCUUCAGAGGAAAAGCAUAGCUUUUCCUCCAAUCCACACCUCCUCCAAUACAAUUACCAGUAGAUGAUGACCCAUUUUGAUUGACUGGAAGUGACCUAACAUAAAAUUCCAUGGAAAUGAUGCAAUCUGAUUCCAGACCAAGAUUGUUUGGUAUCUGCUUGUCAAAAGAGACUAGGGUUUCUUACAAGAUGACUCCUGAAAUGCCUGGUUUAUUGGACCUAUCAGCUGAAGAGUGUGGUAUUGUAGAUUGGAUUGUGUGCUAGGAGAGCCUAUCACCAAUUUCUUUGUAGUUGUCCAGAUUUUUCUCUUUCCUCCUGUGCUAUGAUUAACCUAAGUAUGUAUUUAGCUCGGCUUCUUGCAGAACGUGCAUAGGUUUGGAGUGUAGAAGACACCCCUCAGUAAGUGUUUACUAAGGGUUCUGUGGUAGUGAUAGUGUAACCCCACCCCUUAGUAGGAGUGGUCCUGUUUGGAGUUUCUACCAGCCAGUCAGUCAUGCUCUCUUCUAGAAUACUAUAAGCCAGAUGUGAGGAACCAUUGGCUCUCCAUAUGUUGCUGAACUACAACUUCCAUAACACCUGGCCAUUGACCAUGAUUGCUUGAGCUGAUGGGAGCUGUAGAUCAGCAGCAUCUGGGGAGCCAAAGGUCCCUACCACACCUUGUAUAAGGUGUAAAGUGCUCAAGCAGGCCAUUCCCCCCUCCCAGUUUUCCAUCUUUCUUUCCCAGCUGCUCCUCAACAUUCUGUGGGCACUAAGCAUGCUCAGUCUUUCCUUGGCUGUUGGGGAUGGGUAUGUGUGUCCCAUUAAUUUUAUUUGUUUUUGUUUUAAAUUUGGAGUUUCCUUGAACGUGCUGGUGCCACCAUCUGGUUUCUCAGUGGGCCUGUUUUGGCUCCAGUUCUGUUGUCCCUCCCCAGCUGAGUCCACUGCUAGAGGGACUGGCAGUCUAGCUGCAUUCUUAAAACCAGACCCUCAGGUCCUGUGUUUCAGAGUGAGCAUCCAAACCUGGCCAGUGUUUCAUGCUGCCACCACUCGUCUUGCUCGCUCACUACUGCUUCUUCUUCUUCUUCUUUGUGUUCCCAUCAAUGGUAGCUGUACCUGAUGAAGCAGGAAUUGCAGCGAGCCCGGGUGUCAUCCUAUUGUGAAUGGGAGAGGUCCCCAAGGCCAGCUGGGGACACACAGCCACAGGCCGAUGAACUUCAGACACUGAGAGAGGAGAACGAGCGUCUCAAGUCAAUGGUGGAGCUGGGGACCUUCAGUGUGGUAAAAGACUAUUUCCAGGAAUACUUUCAUACUGGUUUUGCCUGUGCUGUGGAUUCUUUUCACAGUCCUUUCCCUUCCCUCGGAGAAUCCAGCAAACUGUAGUUCUGUGACGAGAGCUGGGGAUUUCUUAACAGAAUUCUUAGUUUCACAAAACAACCAUUUCUAUGAUACUUCAGCAGCAUAUUGGUCAUCUGGUGUAAGAACCAAUGUAGGCUUGCAAUGUAGAUGUGCCCUUAAUGUGUUUGCCCUAAAUACAAGCUUCUUACAAACUUAUAUAGGCAACUGCACAGUUGCUUCCUCACAUUUCAGCAAAAUUGUUUGUCUUGCACAAAUCCCCUCCAACUACAUAACAUUCCUUUACUGGCUGCAGGAGGCUUAGCUUUUGAGGAGGCAGAUUGUCACAGAUCCAACCGCCACAUAUGGGUUUCCACACCCAUCCUCCCCAACCUGGGCAAGGGUGUGGUAGAAGGAUAAGAGAAGCAGAAAUGUGCCUCUGAUGAGCCUCUCUCAUUUGUCCAGGUGCAGAAGGAUAUCCUGGAGCAGAACCUCGAUGAUGCUCUGGACGGAAAGCAGGAGCUGCUGAAUCGCAUCCACUCGCUGAGGGAGCAGGCGGUGCUUGCUGAGAAUCAGCGGAAGCAGGUGAGGGGGGGCCGCACAACCCAUGCUUGCCUUUAGGCAAGGUGGGAGGCAGAGGAAUCAAGCCUCUUUCCAACUCAUGUCAGGAGGACAAUUCAAAUAGCAUAGCUAGCUGCAUGCCCAUACUUCAGUCUGUAGCAUGAGGUUACAGAAUCCAGCCCAUAUUGUUUGUUUACAUUUGUAUUCCAUGCUUCCUCCCCUAGGGGAGCUCAGGGCAUCUAAGGACACAAAGCAAUACCAAAAAUAAAUAAACCAUAGAACAUUUAAAAUGUCAAACAGCAUCUGAUUAAAACUGUGGGAGCCAAUACCUUUAGGACAGAGUCUCACAACAAAGGCUGCUUCAAAUAUAUUUUGAUGUUGCACCUGAAUGCUGUCAAGCUGGGUUACAUUACCAGCAUAAUGUAGGUGUCAAGAGAACCUAGGAUAGCUCAGUUGGUACAGCAUGAGACUCUUAAUUUCAGGGUUGUGGGUUUGAGCCCUAUAUUGGUCACAAAGAUUCCGGCCAUUGCAGGGGUUUGGAUUAGAUGACCCUCAUGGUCCUUUCCAACUCUACAAUUCCGUUCCGUGCAUUAAGGCAGUGGCAGAGAGUGUCAUGCAUUUACUGGGUGUUAAUAUCUUGCUAACAUUUUUUGUCACCAUUCAGUGCUGGGAAGAAAAGGAGCACACUCUGAUCCAGUGCCAGAGGAUGAAGGUGGACUGUGAGAUCUACAAGGACAAAAUCAGUGCCCUCCAGGCACAAGUGGCUGAUCUGCAGAAAGAGAGAGAUCAGGUAACCUAGAGGUCUGACCGCAGCAAAGAGAGGAGUUGUUUUCAGGGCAGGGGGCAGGGAGGUUACCAAAGUAAGGGAAGUGGUGGCUUGUCCGAUUAGAAGGGAUCUUUACCAUUCUAGAAUGUUGCAACAGUAAAGUAAAUGUCCAGUCAAAUGUUCCAAGCCAUAUAAUGGACAUUACCUGUUACUAGCUGCAAGGUUUUAAUGGGCAGCUAGAAUCCAGCCCAGUAGUUAAAAAGAUAGCAGCAAUUGUAACAAGGCUUGUUGUCUAAACAGAGAAUUGGCUGCAUUAUUAAUUCUGUUUGCAGAAUCUCUUCCCCCGGACCUCCCAACAUAGCUGUGUUACUCAAGGCAGAGGUCCUGCAUGCAAUGCACCCUGCAUUAGCAGAAAGUGGCCAGACAAGUAGGUUCUGCCUUACUUUUAUAUUUUGCAGUCCCAAGACAACUCAGGCAGCACCUUGGCUUUUCUGUUGGUACUGUGGAGUACUCCUUGCACUUCCUGUGGUAUGUUCUGCCCCUAUUUAGGUUUGAUUCUCAAGGCUCCAGAGCAAAUGGCUCACUGGAACCUUUUAAGCUAUUGUGAGAAUAGUUUUGAUCUCCUGCACUUGUCCCUAUAACUGUUGCUGCCGAUAGCUUGUUUCCGUCUGUCUCCUAAACCCCUUGCCGAUGAUGUGUUUCUGUCCCCCCCCCCCCAGGCCUACAGUGCAAGGGACACUGCUCAGGUGGAAAUUUCUCAGAGCCUCCUGGAGAAAGAUUCGCUCCGCCGCAAAGUCUUUGAGCUCACUGAUGAGAUCUGUGAACUCAGGAAGCAGACAGGCCUAAGUGGCUCAGUGCUCGCGGUGAGUUUUGGGAUGAGGGUAACCGAGGGCACCCUCCCAUUACACCUCUCCCACUUCCUCGCCUAUCCCUUCCCAGCUCGCCCAAACCUCCCCUCCCAGCACCCACUCCCCCACCCCUCCCAGCUCACCCUCACCUCCAACCCCUUUGAAAGUAGGAUGGGAGGCAUUUCAGACAGUGGCUUACCAAACUGCUCUCUGGAGCACCUCCCAUCCUGCUUUUAAAUAGCUCACUAGGGCCACUUGCCACCUCCACUGCUUGCUUGCCUACUGUCACACUGGAGUUACUGUAGCCACCUACUGACAGCCAUGCAAACUGCAGCAUGACAACAGAACAAUUUUAUUAUAUGGGGGGAAUACACAUUAAAAUUACUUGUUAGCAGGCAACAUACGCAUAUUCCCCAGCACACAGCAUGGAAAUGACUGGGGUAGGAGAAAAAUGGCAGCUCCUUAUCAUCUAUAUGGCGUUGUUCCCGCCAGUAUUUUCUGCCCUGCAGGCAGUUCUUUGCUGCGUGUUUUAUGAGCCAUUUCUCUCUCUCUGUUUCCUCUAAGCAGGUGCAGUGGGAUGGGCCUGCCAGCUCUCUGACCAAGGAACCUUGUCCAAAGAGGAAGCAGCGUCUUGUGCGCAUGAACGCCGUCUGCCCCCGGGGUGACAGCCAGGACAGCUUCUUGAGCAUGUCUGAGGUGUAUAGCUCACCCCUCCCCAAACCCACCAUACUUUUUCCAACUGCAAGGCGGGGGGGGGGGUUAGGGGGAGGCGCCACAGGAUACUAUCCUCAGGGUGUGGGGUCUCACUUGUCUUGCAGGCCCCCACUCUUUAGGGCACAGAACACCUGGGGGAAAGACCUGAAUGGGGAAAUUGGAGUUCCCCUGUGUCUGAGUGGCCUGACCUACUUCUUUUCUUUCGCAGUCUUGGUCAGAUUUAAGCAACAGGUCAAAUCAAGAGCUGCUUGGGAGCAUCCGCUCAUGCUGCCCAAUCCCACCAUGUAAGCAUUCCCUACAGAGGAGAGCCAUGCAAGAAAGUUCUUUUUCCAGAAGGUGAGUACAGACCAUGCUCUGCUGUAUACUGCUGGUUCCCAGCUAGGCCUAUGUGGGCAUGUGUGCUUAUUAAAAGAGAGAGAGAGAGAGAAUCACGAUUUUGAUAGACAGGUGCAUUUUGCAAAGCCGGCAAAUAAAUACCAAUUUACAGAAAUAUUUUGGUUUUCUAAUUUAUUGCAGAUGCUUUUUUCCCAGUCAUCCAGAUUUUAGCAGAAUUUUGAAAGGGGGUUAAGAGCAAUUAGGUAGGAUAUGGAGAUGUGACGAUUACCUCCCACCACCACUGGAAGUCUUUAUAAGUCUUGAUCUUAUACUUUUCAAAUGUUUUCUUCACAGCCAUGAAGGGUAGAAACUUGCACCCUUAAGUCUUCAUAUACCACCAGAUUCUGUGCAGCAGUUACCACGGCCACUUCUUGACAGCCGUGCAAAGUGCAGCAGGACAAUUUUAUUAUGUAGUGUUGGGCGGCGGGAGGGGGAACAAGUUAAAAUGAUGUGCUAACAUGCUCCACUGGACAUGUGUGAAUCUGUUCUAGGCUCAACUAAACAAUAUAUAAGGAGGAAAUAUUUUAAGAUUGUUCAUCCUGUUUAUCAUACACCCACACCCACCAUCCUGAAUAUAACCUUGCAACCGCCAUGACCCCCUGGAUUGAUCUAACUUUCCAGUUCACACUCUGUUAUUUUCAUCUUAUUUAUGUCUCCUCUUGCAGCAGUUCCCUGGAGUUUCUGGAGGACGAUUUCCCUUCAGCUUCUGAAGAGAAAGUAGAAGACCCCCCUUUUGAGUAUGAGAUGGUGGGAAAAGAUGGUAAGGAAUCAAACCCAGGUUGGUGUGUCCCUGGCUAAGGGGAGGAGACGACUCUUCCCAUUGAGUUAUUGUAUUUAUAAUUAUGGUACCUCAUUAGCUCUGGGUAUAUUGUAGCAGCUUCACUACCCUUCUCCAAAGGGUCCACAAUCUAAGUGGGCCCUUCAGUUGGGACAGGGCAAACCAAUCAUAUCAAUAAUAGUAGGAUACUUGUUAUCAAAGUGUUAAUUUUAAGUACAAUACUGUGACUCCAAAGUCAGAUCUGUACUAAAGAGAAAAAGCAGGGACAUACAAUUCCAGAAUGUGCUUCCUUGGUGAAUUCUGGUUACCUGUUUUUUGGGGUGGAGAACUUCAGACCUGCAGGGCCAAAUGUGGCCCUUUAGGGAUCUCUUAUCGAGCCCAUGAGACUUUCCCAGGCCACACCCCUCAUCUAGCAGGCACCCCAUAUCCAGCAAAGCAAAGGAGACACAAUGAGUAAACUCUGAAGGUUACCAGCCAAGCAUUUUGUGCAGCAAUAAUAGAUCCUGCCUCUUGUUGCAGAACUUACCUGUCCCAUUCUGAUUGGUUGGUGUGCAGCUUUGCUAACUUAACAUGGGUGCCUGGUUAGAGACAAACAAAGUGGUCACUUAGCUCUCACCUAUUCAAACAUUUCUUUUUCAUUCCAGAUGGCAACUCUUUGUGGCUUCACCUGGACCCCUGCAUCUCAGAGAGGUAAAUGUCAAGUUCUCAACCACAGAAAGUUUGGGUCGUAAGUAUCCACAGACUCAAGGCCUAAGUCAGUGAGGAUUUUCUCAACAAUUGAGGCACCCACGUCCUGGGCAAAAGACAAAAGGGCUGUGCUGACAUCAAGGAAAAAAUGAGUUUGUUACCCAAGGAAUCUAUCUGAAGGCAACUUGCAGGGGUGAGGAAAGAGGAGAACGCAGGGCAAGAAGCUAGGUGGUGACAAGAAGGAGCAACAGAAAUAAGAAACAGGUGUCAAGUUUAAGCAAGAAUAGAACAUCUGAGUAGCAAGUAGCAGGCCAGCUAACAUUUUUGUAUAGGCAAAUAGCUGUAGGAUUCCCAGGAAGUAAUUGAUACCAGUCAUAGGAGCUAACUCCUAGGGGCCAAGGGGUCUCCCCGCCCCCCAUAAAAUAUUUGAGGCCUCCUCCAAGUUGAUGGACAUUGCUAUUUAAUAGUGUGUGGGCAGUGCGUCAUGUGAUCGAUUAUGUGGGGCAGGGCUUACCUGCCUCCCCCCCCCCAUAUAUUUUGUUCAAGAUGGCACCCCUGGUACGGGUCAUCUAGGGUUAGUUGCCUACCAUGAUGUAUAUGUGUGUGUCUGCAUGCACAUAUAUUUUUUCUCAGAGGGAAGGUUUUAAGACCUGAUAUUUCCGACAGUGGCCCAUAUUGCAUGUAAUGCUAUGAAGCUUAGUUGAACCUGUGAUGGGAUGAGCCAAGGGGAAGGAAAGGGGACAUAUGCACAUCCCAGAGGAGACAGAAGCCCCCAUGCCCACUCUGUCCUCACGGCUCCAUUCUCCUCUUCCCCAGUGUGCCUAUGCGCCGGCGGCUUGCACAGCGUUUCCCAAGCCGCAUCACAACCAUUGCCUUCCAAGCCAACACUUUGAUGGAACAGAUCAGCAUCAUUGGGGGGAACCAAACGGGCAUCUUCAUUCACCAAGUCACACCUGGCUCUGCUGCUGAUGAGAUGUCUUUGUCGCCAGGCCAUCAGAUUGUGCUGGUAAGAUGUGCACAUCUCCUCACUCCUCUAAGACUCCGUUGCUUAUGCCUAAGGAGCCUUUCUUUCUCUUUCCCAUGGAGAUAACCUGUUUCCUUUGGACGCUUUACUCCUCCUCCUAGCUGCAUCCCUGCAUCCAUGUAGAGCCCAGGGAAUGGCCACCUGACCUCCUGUGUUGUGGCUUCACCGGGCUGCAACUGAUUGCCAUCAUAUGUUUGUCUGUCUCUGGAAACCCUCCUUCAAAGCACUCUCCUUGAUUUUAUUUUUGCGCUAUUCUUCUUCAAAUUUGUAGGUGGAUUAUGGAGUCAUGGAACCAGGUUUCAAGGCUGUCCUGGAGGAUGCAACACUUGAGGAGGCUCUUUGGGUCCUGGAAAGGGUCAAUGGCUUCUGCUGCCUGUCCGUGCGGCUCAAUAUGGAGGGUAAGGGUUGCCUGAUGGGAAAGGGGAAGUUGCUAUUAGCAAUCAGUGAUAUGGAUAUUGCUUGAGGUCACACCAUCAAGUAAGGUGAACAGUGGAUACCACUAAGGGUGGCAUACUAGGAGAUAGGCAGACCUGCUUCAUGGGUAGAAUCCAUUGGGAAGUUCCCCUGCACAAACCCAGUUGAAACGAUUGUAAGCUGUGCAAGAGCAUUUCAAGGAGGAAUGUGUUAGAUAGACAACUUUCUGGCGGAUUGCACCCCAUGUUAAAUAGUGUGAAUGAGGAGGUGCUCUUUUAGAUUUUCCACCUUGGGCAUCAGAAUGUUUUGGGACAACCCUGGGCAUCUCCCUAGCCAUGGGUAGAGUCAGGAAGCCAUCGUCAUUGUCCCCAUGCCCCUUGGGCUUCUCAACUCUUAUCCUGUACUCCUGCUAUUCCUGCACAGCAUUUCCAUUACUCUCUAACCCAUUAGGCUACAAGAAGCUGCUGAGUGAUCUGAACUCCAAGCUGGUGACAUCUGGGGACUCCUUCUACAUUCGGUCCAACCUCUGCCUUGAGAGGCAGGCACCUGGGGAACUUCUAGUAGGGUGCCAUGACAUCCUGCACAUCACUGACACAGUGUGCCAGGGCCAAACACAGUGGAGUGCCUGCCAGGUGAACCCCUACACCAUGAAAGACAUGGAUGCUGGCACUAUCCCCAACUACUGCCGGUGAGCUUCAUCAUCUGAGGAGGCCUGAAAGGCCUCCUUAGCGCAUCUGAGAUGGUCCUCUUCACAUGGCCAAGGAGGAGGGAACACAUCUACUCCUUUCUACCUAAUGCAUUCCUCUGUCCCCUUCUUUCCACCCUAGGGCACAGCAGCAACUCAUCACCCUGAUCCAGGAAAUGGCCCAGAAGAGCACCGUCACUCACAAGGUAAUUGGGAGCAGCCUAUGAAAUAAUUUUAGGAAAGAAUCUUAAUAUAUUUUCCAUAUGGUUGCAGGCACAGCUCACUGGAAUUGUCUUGUGCAGUAGCUUGUGCGCAAUUCUGUGCAGCCAUUCUUACUGGUGCAUCUCUGUAAACACCGGUGUCCUCUUCCUCCAUCCCUUGCUUUGGAGUAAUGACGUCUCGUCACUGAAGUUAAAUCUGCAAGCAUUUGUUCAGAUUGUGAAUGGCAGUCACCGGUGACGAAACAUGCAGCUCCACCAGCAAACAUGGUCCAGUGCCAUUUCCCUUGUAAGCCGGGGAAGUUGGCAGAGAGAAGGAAGCAUAUAACCCUAACAGCACUGAUAUGUGGAAGACAUACUGGGUGACAGUCAUUUGGAAUGAAGGCUUGACAUUCCUUCCUGCCUUGCAGAAUUCUGGGUUGCAGCCCAAACUGGUGCGCAUCGUGAGCACAGACAACAAGAAGAUCAAUCCGCUCUGGUCAUCGAUGGACUGCAGCCUGUCGGACUCCAGCAAGCCACAUAGUGAGUUCCGGCUAGUUUCUGUUUCUAAAAAAAAGAUAAUUACCCUUUGUCCUUUAGCAAUGUGUCGUUCCAGAAGACAAUUGUCUUGAGGUUGGUCUUCUGCAGAACAGUGGCUCAUUUCUCUUCAGUGGGGAUCUCUGGGUGUGGCCUUGAAUGAGUGGACUCCUCCAGCCUUGGCUCUUCUUCCUCUUCAUCUAGCGAGCCGCCGAGUCAGUCUUCACACCAGAAGCUGUGUCAGCUUGAUGCCGUACACUUUGGUCAGGCCCUGCAGGCCUGGCUGCCCGCGCCCAGUCCUCCUGGUGCCAACACUGUUGGGAAGGAUCCUAGCUGACAAGUUGUGCCUGUCCAAGGCCUUUGAGAAAUGUCCAGCAGGUACGUCCUUGGGAUGGGGCCGACUCCAUUGUUACAUAAAAUAGCUGGCUCCCUUUGCUGGAACUGUGCAGGGGAAUGGUUGGAUAAGCCAUGGGCCAAGGGAGCAGAGACCCGAGGGACUUUUGCUUGGCUUCACUCAACAGAGGGGGCAAGUAAUGAAGAAGAGGAGUUUGGAUUUGAUAUCCUGCUUUAUCACUACCCUAAGGAGUCUCAAAGCGGCAAACAAUCUCCUUUCCCUCCCUCCCUCACAACAAACACUCUGUGAGGUGAGUGAGGCUGAGAGACUUCAGAGAAAAGUGUGACUCGCCCAAGGUCGCCCAGCAGCUGCUUGUGGAGGAGCGGGGAAGCGAACCCGGUUCACCAGAUUACGAGUCCAGGGCUCUUAACCACUACACCACAAGUGUCUUCCACUGAAGCAAUGGAAUUGAGGGUAGUAGAGGUUGUCUUCUGACAUCCAUCUCCAGUUCUUGUCACAAGUACUGCCUCACCCCAAGACACACGCCUUGACAUCUUGGCAAAUGUGCCUUGUGGUACAUUUGCUCAUUUUCUACUCUGCCCCACCCCCUGCACCCAGCAGUGUCACCAAUAAUUCCUGAGAGGCGAGCUCCAGUUUGGAAGCUUCUUCAGAACGGCACCAAGCCGUGUUGUCUUCUUGACCUGUUUCUCCCCUCUGCAGAGCCCCAAGGCGAAACACAGAGUAGAGAUGCGCUCCCUGAAAAAAGCGAGAUGAGUAGCAACUGUUGUGUUCCCCAUCAGGCUCUGGAAUGGCUGAUGCAAAAGGUAACAGGGGUGCAGGGGGUCUGGGAAUGUGGCCCAGGGGUGCAGAUGCAAGUAUCUCUUAGGAGAGACUAGGAUUUGUCAACCCCCACCCCCCAGUUCUUAAGAAACAUGCAUGCACAGACUUGGAACUUAAUUGUACCCUGAACCUGCUCCCCUCUAGAAUGUGCAUGGCUGGCUGGACCUGGGCCUGGAAAGUGUGCAGGAACUCCUGGCUAUGGAAAUCUACCCCAUCAUCAUCUUGGUCACCAUCAGUGAAAAGAAUGGAAAGAAAUUCAGGUAAGAGCCGCUGCUCUGCACUGAAAGGUCAUUGUCUGCUUAGCAAAACCCAACGGGCCAAGGCCUCCUUAGCGUAAUCCUAAAGCCACGACAACCUUCUUCCUUUCAAGCCUGGAUUUGAAUUGCAUAAAGUUAAUGAUGCAGCCUUUACAGUGGUACCUCACGUUACGGACGGGAUCCGUUCCGGAGGCCCGCCCGUAACGUGAAACACCCGAAACCUGAAGCGCUGUAUCUGCGCAGAUGCGAUUUGGCGCUUCUGCGCAUGCGUGAGUGGCGAAACCCGGAAGUAACCCAUUCCGGUACUUCUGGGUUGCCACGGGACGCAAGACAAAAACACGCAACCCGAAGCGGACGCAACAUGAGGUAUGACUAUAAUGUAUUUGGAGUGGCAUUUAUGGGUGCGGCAGAAAGUCACACCUAUCACGUUGUGGAUUGGCUGUGAAAAGUGGUUCUUUUGAAUUGUGUUUUUUAAAAGAAGCAAGCUGCCCAGAGGGGUUGUUGUGCUAUAGGACAGUCUAGAAAUCAUUUAAGUAAAUAAUAAUUACAUAACUGAACCCCCUGCAAAAGUAUUGGAUGACAACUAUGCCAAUCACCAAAACGGGCAGGGGAGAUAAUUUCUUCUGCCACUUAUUCACGCCUCCCACCUGUCCCACUUCAGUCUUUGCCAUCCUUCCUACUGUUGCCACCAUUCUUCAUCCCUUUUGCACUUAGCCUGGGGAAAAUGUGCUCCUUCUCCUCCAGUGCCCCUUACAGCCUCCUUUCCUAGUCUAUAUUACACGAAAUGGGACCGAGACUGCAAGCCUCACCCCGCUUACCUGAGAGCAAACUCUCUUGAAGCUAGUGGGGAUUACUUCUGAGCAGACAUGGUUUGGAGGAUAACAUCCCAUGAGAGUAAGGCUCCCAGGUCUUACGUUGCUGACCUCUAGCACAACAAACGAUCUGCGUUUCAGGAAAGCCCUCCAGCGCCUUGGAGCAACUGAGGAGCAACUUUUGGAGACUGCCCGGAAAGAGGAGGCCCAGCUGGAGACGGUGCCCUGCCUCUAUGGCACCAUCGCCCCUGAUGCCUGGAGUGACCACGACACUCUUGUCAGCUGUGUCCGCGUGGCCAUUGCUGAGGAGCAGAAGAAAGUGGUCUGGGUGGAACAAAUGCCUCACUGAACCUUUUGGAAAUGGGCAAGCGUGUGGCAGUCCUUUGUCUCAGGGCCUUGGAAGGACUUGACAGUGGUGCAAUAUAUUCUGAACUAAGCUCAAGUGGGACUCGGGGCAUGUUUGUUCAAACUUUCUGAACACUCUUCUAUACGCACACACACACACACACACACACACAAAACACACACACUUCCAAGCUUAAUUGACCUUUUGCCUCCCAACCCUGACUGCACACCCGGCUAUGCAGAGUCUUAUGUUGACUAGGAAAGACGAUGCUUCUGUUCCACUGAAAAUCAAAACAUUGUUCAGCUGAGUUAAAAAAAAAUUCAGACAUGUUUCAUUCUGUGGCUUGUCCCCAAUGGGCUUGUUCCCAUUAUUCUCUACAUUUUGCUUAAAAUGUUGGAAAAAAGGUGCUUUAGGGCCAAUUUGAAAGCGAGAGAGACACCUUGAUUUCAAUGGGGCAAGUAGGCAAAGGAUUUGACUCUUCAGAUCUCAAUAAAUAUGCCACUCACUAUACACUAUUAACACAUGUACAAAUGAAGAACGGUGGGAUGUUGUAUGAUUUGCUAUGCUCAUGCCCUACAUUUCCCUCCCCCAGAAUAUACGGGACCCUUGUGGCCUCUCUUUUAGUGUACUGGGUAUCCCAGAUCUCUCUGGCCUUCUGUCAGCACCUGCUUCUCAAGCAUCUUGCAACAUUAAUACACUGCAGGUGUUUAAUCCAGAGACUGUAGAUACAAUACUUGUAAACAAUUGCAUAUUCAUUCAAGCUGUCUCUUACCUGGUUUACCUUCCACUUUCUGUUUUUAAUUACUUCAACAGGUAAAGCAAAUAUCCUGAUUUUAUUUCAUUUUGUAAAACAGCACAGUGCUAGGUAGCUCUGCUGCUUGCAUUAAAUUAAAAUCCUUGUUGGACACUCUUAUAUAUGUUUAUUGCCUGCCACUGCUAUGGUGACCCCAACCCAAAUCUCUGUGGGAUUUUCCAGAUUCUCAACUU
Messenger RNA from Podarcis lilfordi (Lilford's wall lizard), 19221 nucleotides. NCBI's taxonomy places the organism in Eukaryota, Metazoa, Chordata, Lepidosauria, Squamata, Lacertidae. The record is from the annotation of a GenBank genome assembly.